AUGCGCGCCCUCCGUCUAGGAUGCCGACUCCCGCGGCGACCUGCCCGACGCACCAUAGCUAGCUUCACGCCGCGGCACCAAGCCGACGCCGUCUCCCGUCUCCCGUCGACGGUCGACCCGUCGUCGGAAGAGUUCAAGGAGAACUCGCGGCAGAUGGGCGAGGCCCUCCGACGGAUCGAGGAGCUCACUGCGCGCGCGCACCGAGGAGGGUCCGAGAAGGCGCGGCAGAAGCACCUCUCGCGCAGCAAGAUGCUGCCUCGGGACCGCGUGGCAUCUCUCAUAGACCCGGGCACGACCUUCCUCGAGCUCUCGCCCCUGGCCGGCCACGGGCUGUACGCCGGCGAGGGCGGCACGGCAGCCGCCGGCGAAGAGGUCGUCCCCGCCGGAGGCAUCAUCACGGGCGUGGGCGUCGUCUCGGGCGUGCGGUGCGUCAUCGUGGCCAACGACUCCACCGUCAAGGGCGGCACGUACUACCCCAUCACCGUCAAGAAGCACCUCCGAGCCCAGGCCGUGGCCGAGCAGAACCGGCUGCCGUGCAUCUACAUGGUCGACAGCGGCGGCGCCAACCUCCCCCACCAGGCUGACGUCUUCCCGGACGCCCAUCACUUCGGCCGCAUCUUCUACAACCAGGCCCGCAUGAGCGCCGCCGGCAUCCCGCAGAUCUCCGUCGUCAUGGGCCCCUGCACCGCCGGCGGCGCCUACGUCCCCGCCAUGAGCGACGAGAGCAUCAUCGUCGGCGGCGGACAGGCCCACAUCUUCCUCGCCGGCCCGCCGCUGGUCAAGGCCGCCACCGGCGAGGUGGUCUCUCCCGAUGACCUCGGUGGCGGGGAGAUGCAUAGUUCUGUGUCGGGUGUGACGGACUACCUUGCCGUCGACGACGCGCACGCCAUAACUCUGGCUCGGCGAUGCAUCGAAUUCUCGGCCCCGCCCCGCUCUUCCGACCCGGACUCUUCCCACCCGGCUCCGCCUCGCCCGUCGCGAGAGCCGCUCUACGACCCCGACGAGCUCCUAGGCAUAGCAAGCACCAACCUGCGCAAGCCCCUGCCGAUCCGCGACGUGAUAGCCCGCAUAGUCGACUCCUCGCUCUUCUCCGAGUUCAAGCGCGACUACGGCGCGACAUUGGUGACGGGCUUCGCCUCCAUCCACGGCCACAGGGUCGGUAUCGUCGCCAACGACGGCAUCCUGUUCUCGUCUUCGGCCCAGAAGGGCGCGCACUUCAUCCAGCUGUGCUCGCAGCGUGGCGUGCCCCUCGUCUUCCUCCAGAACAUCUCGGGCUUCAUGGUCGGUCGCGCCGCCGAGAACGAGGGCAUAGCCAAGCACGGUGCGAAGCUGGUCACCGCCGUGGCCUGCGCCGCCGUGCCCAAGCUGACCGUCGUCGUCGGCGGCUCCUACGGUGCCGGGAACUACGGCAUGUGCGGGAGGGCGUACGACCCGCGCUUCCUCUGGCUGUGGCCCAACGCCCGCGUCGGCGUCAUGGGGCCCGACCAGCUCGCCGACGUCAUGGAGACGGUCGGUCAGGGCAAGGCCGUGCCCGAGCUCAGGGGGAGGAUCGAGGCCGAGACUCAGGCUACUUUUUCUACGGCCAGAUUAUGGGACGACGGCAUCAUACCUCCCCAGCAAACAAGACACUACCUCGGUCUAGGUCUCGACGCUGCCAUGGGCGGUAGCAACAACGUCAAGCCUGGUGAUACCAGAUUCGGUGUAUUCAGGAUGUGA
Geosmithia morbida is the source of this 1716-nucleotide messenger RNA. Its product is annotated as 3-methylcrotonyl-CoA carboxylase beta subunit. Gene Ontology annotation, cellular component: mitochondrion; methylcrotonoyl-CoA carboxylase complex. NCBI's taxonomy places the organism in Eukaryota, Fungi, Ascomycota, Sordariomycetes, Hypocreales, Bionectriaceae. Gene Ontology annotation, molecular function: methylcrotonoyl-CoA carboxylase activity. The record is from RefSeq and is a predicted model, not a curated record. The coding region runs from base 1 to 1716 and encodes 571 amino acids. Gene Ontology annotation, biological process: L-leucine catabolic process. The transcript has 2 exons.